GCACUACCAUUAUCCUCCCAAGUCCAAACUGGAGAUUUCCAGAUAACACACGCGGCCCUCUCCACCUUAUCUCCUUCCUCAAUUCCUCCUUUUCCCCACUCCUCUCCUCUCCAAACAUGUAGCAACCAUGCAAGAAACUCUCCACCUUUCCUCCUCCUCCACCAUUCCCAUCUCCCGCCCCAAACACCUCCAUUUCCCGCCCCAUUCCUCCCCCAAAUCCCCCACCAUUUCCCUCCCCCCCGCACCCAAACCUCCGCCCCUCAAGUCCCCCGAAACUCAAUCCCCUCCCAUCAUUUCCCCUCCGCCUUCCGGAAACACCCAGCUCCAAGAAUUGCUCCUCUACUUGGAUUCUCUGGGCGUAGACUCCUUUUACUGCCUCCACUCCCACCCACCCUUGAUUUCCACUCCCCUUUCCCAAAUCAAGUCCACCGUCGACUUCCUCUUUUCUCUAGGCCUCACCGCUCAGGAUCUCCGCCGGAUUUUCCCCAUGUGUCCGGAGCUCUUGACCUCUUCCACUUCCUCUACUGUAAUUCCGGCCACCACUUUCCUCCUCCGAGAGGCGCUAGUGGAAACCGCGGGCCUCCGCCAUGUCAUCCACCGCCGUCCCCGCCUCCUUGUAUGCAGCGUCGAGCGCCAGCUUCGGCCUACUCUGUACUUCCUCCAAGGCACCAUUGGUAUCGAUGAUGUCAGCAAGUGGGCUCCGCUUUUAUCGUGCUCCGUUGAAUCCAAGUUCAUUCCUCGGAUUGAGUACUUGCAGAAACUUGGGUUUUCGUACAAGGAUACUAUUAUUAUGUUUAGGAGGUUCCCGUCGUUGUUCUGUUACAGCAUUAAGGAAAAUUUUGAGCCGAAAUUUGAUUAUUUUGUGGUGGAAAUGGGGAGAGAAUUGAAGGAACUGGUUGCGUUCCCGCAGUACUUUUCUUUUAGCUUAGAGAAUAGAAUAAAGCCGAGGCACAGGAUGUGUGUGGACAAGGGCGUCUGCUUGGCAUUGCCUACUAUGUUGAAGUUGUCGGAGGGACGGUUUCGGGAGAGGUUGGAGGUGUGUUGUAGUUCGUCCGCUCCGGAAUAGGUGGAGGUUUGUAUCUAUACACAGUUGUGCACUGGCGAAAAUGCUAUGUGUAUUGUGCUUCCAUAUUUGAUGUGAGAACAUCUGUUUUGUGUUUAUUGCACUUUCAGCAGCCUUAUUCUGAGCAAUCGUUCACCUAUUGGAACAUUCUCUGUGCGGGAUGAGGUCUCAUGUGGUUCAGAAUUUUGUUGCUUAGAUGAGCCUUUUUCGCUUUUCUAAGCUAGAUGACAAUAAGUUGCUGUGUGGCCUCUCUAUUGGUACCUUCACUAGUGAGUUAUCUUUUUGUGAGUGCAAGCAUCUGUUUGCACCACGCCUGGUAGAUGAAUCCAGUUUAAGUGGCAACUUAGGAUGGUUUUUUACUUCUCAAACACUUUGCGUCUUUGUUCAAUUAGGAUGAACCCUGAAGUCUUGAAUCACAUGUUAGCAUAUUCUAAAAUUAGUUUAAUCAGGUGCACGACACGAUUGUAGUAUGUAGAUUUUUUUAGAUACUUUAUGCCUACCGACUGCAGUGUGGUGUAGAGGAUGAUUGUUAUUUGAACUUCAGAUGGAACCAACUUGUACAGUGUGUGAUACAUUGAUUUUGUAGCCUUGGAUGGUUGAUUGACGACGUCCUCUAAUGUGGAGAACAAUAAGGGACAUCAUGAUCAAAGUGCUCGUCUCUUUUACAUUUCUAGAGAAUGUUUGCUAUUGUUCUUGUAUCUAAAUGAUCUACUACCAGAUGGAUCCUUGAUCUAAAGGUUUAUUGUGCAAGUGUAUACAUCAAGUAUUGUCGACCGCGAAGGUGGAAUAGAUUUUUCUUUGUCAUUGGAUCAAGCUGCUGGAGAUGCAUGCGUUUUCGCUAGAUACUUAAUUACCCGUGUGCAUUAACUUUUUGGGGAUCCUAUGCGACAUUAGAAUCAGGAAAAUGAACUGCAAAAAUCUGUCUUC
This is a messenger RNA of Sesamum indicum (sesame), 1990 nucleotides long. Its product is annotated as Mitochondrial transcription termination factor family protein. Gene Ontology annotation, molecular function: double-stranded DNA binding. NCBI's taxonomy places the organism in Eukaryota, Viridiplantae, Streptophyta, Magnoliopsida, Lamiales, Pedaliaceae. The record is from RefSeq and is a predicted model, not a curated record. Gene Ontology annotation, biological process: regulation of DNA-templated transcription.